UCUCCAAAGAGCUCAUUGGGUCUCCGAGCUUCUCUCCUGGCUGAGUCUCUGCUCCCUGCUCUGGGCUGAUACACAUAUCCCAGCGUACAGCCCCACAGCUAUACACCGCUUUAUCGCUCGCGUUAUUGUCUGAGCAUUUAGUGGGAUUUUAAAGAAGAAAAAACUUUCAAAAUAUAGAUUAUUUAAAAGCAAGGGGGUCGUGUAAGGUGUGAGACGCAAUGUUGCCUGGUGGGAACAUUUGGCUUCUUGUGGUGCUUUGGUUCACUCCUUGCCACCUCUCUCGGGUGUCCCAGCCAAGUGAUUACGACUACGUAAGUUUCCAACCCGAGCUGGGACGUCAGUAUCAGAGUGGAAGGUUCUACUCCCGACCGGCGCAAUGUGUGGACAUUCCUCAGGACCUUCCGCUAUGCCAUGGAGUGGGAUACAACAAGAUGGUGCUGCCAAACCUUCUGGACCACGAGACCAUGGUGGAGGUGAAAUACCAAGCCAGUAGCUGGGUGCCAUUACUCAGCAAGAACUGCCACCCAGGCACCCAAGUCUUCUUGUGCUCUCUGUUUGCCCCGGUGUGCCUUGACCGGCCCAUAUACCCAUGCCGCUGGCUGUGCGAGGCGGUCAGAGACGGUUGCGAACCUGUCAUGCAGUACUUUGGUUUCCCUUGGCCAGAAAUGCUUCGCUGUGACCAGUUCCCACGAGAUGACGUCUGUAUCGCAGUAACAUCGCCCAAUGCCACCCAAGCCCCGCGCCCUCGAAAGACCGAGGUGUGUCCUCAAUGUGACAGCGAGAUCAAGGCUGACACCCUGUACGAGCACAUGUGCGCCAGCGAAUUUGCCCUUAAAGUCACAAUACGAGACGUAAAGAAGGACGGUGGAGACCGCAAGCUGGUGCUCCGUAAGAAGAAGGCAUUAAAGAAAGGGCCAAUCCAGAAGAAGGACUGGGGGGAUCUCGUUUUGUACUUGAAGAACGGGGCAAAUUGUCCUUGUCACCAGCUGGAUCAGUUGAGUGGACAAUUCCUACUCCUUGGACGAAAGUUGAAGAACCAACACAUCCUCACUGCCGUACAUAAGUGGGACAAGAGCAACCGAGAGUUCAACCGCUUCAUGCGCAAAGUCAAAAAAAGCAAGUGCCCCAAACCUCACUCCGUCUUUAUGUGAGAUUCAUUCCCUUUCAAAGACAGUGUGUUGUGUCCCAGUGCUGCCCCAUCUCAAUCCCUGGAGCUGGGACUCUUGAAGCAGAGCAAGGCUCCGAGAAGAUGGCGAAGGGGACACAAGCUUUACCCUUUCAAAUAUUGCAGAUUUUGGGAGCAACUGCAGCUGAGAGUAAAGGGACUGAGCAGCACAAAGCUACAGAAACGGCACACAGUGAUGCUGUGCUUAUUAACUCACUCAUCCAUAAAGUGUAGACUUUUUUUUUAACUACGGCCUCUAAAAACCUCUCAUUCCUUCCCAUAUUCACUCAUUUAGCAAAAUAGCAUCUAUGCCAACUGUUUUUCAUUUACGCACCAAGCAAAGACAUGCAAGCUGGAAAAAACAUAUUGUACAUUAAUCCCUGACUAUGUCAUAGCUGCCAACAGUCCUAACAAUAGAGCUUGGAGUGAUGGCAGCGCUGCACGUGCACGUUCCAAGUUGGGCGUUGCACAUGCUGAUAAAGAGACAGAGAGAGAGAGAUGGGGUGUUGCUUGUGCAGAACACCCAGUAAAAAUCAUGAUGUCUCUUCAGCAGGAUAAUGUCAUGGUGACAUCACACCUUUUGUAGGCAGAAUCAUUAUGUCACGUCGAGUGUCUUGGGAAAGUGAACCCCAAAAGUUAGUUUGCAUGUUAAUAGGGGUAGCUAAGACACCAAGAUGGCUGAUUAUGGGACCAUCAAGGAAAGGUGCAGGUCAACAGUUGAAGACCCACAUGUUGGCUACGUAUAUGGUCUAAAGAGAAUGUUAAGUAUAAACUUAACAUUGAUAAAAAGAGUAAUGCUGCCUAUAAAUUGUGUUAACAGAAAUGUGCGAUAAAUUACUUUUCUUAAUUUCCUGUAACUUCUGCUGAUGAUGUCUCCCAGCACCCACCCACUUCUUGUUUUAUGUAGAAAACAAGAUAUAAAAGAAGGUUUAUUCAUUCGUAGGCUUACAAAUUCUCCGCUCAUAUUCCUGAUUAAUUGUUCAAUUUGAGAAAACAAAUAAAUGCUGUAUUUUCUUGAAUAUAA
Spea bombifrons (plains spadefoot toad) is the source of this 2189-nucleotide messenger RNA. RefSeq names its product secreted frizzled related protein 1 (gene SFRP1). NCBI's taxonomy places the organism in Eukaryota, Metazoa, Chordata, Amphibia, Anura, Pelobatidae. The transcript has 3 exons. The record is from RefSeq and is a predicted model, not a curated record. Gene Ontology annotation, biological process: non-canonical Wnt signaling pathway; negative regulation of canonical Wnt signaling pathway; canonical Wnt signaling pathway. Gene Ontology annotation, molecular function: Wnt-protein binding. Bases 219 to 1151 code for a protein of 310 amino acids.